UGCUCUUUGAUAAUCGUCCUCGUAUCGGCGCUCCGGUUAGUCAUCCGUCGUAUAUCGCGGUGGGUGCUAGAAAGACAUCAUCAUGACUGAGAACGAUGUUGACAAUGAGCUGCUGGAUUAUGAGGAUGAUGAGGUGGAAAACCAGGCAGCUGGAGAAGGGGUGGAUGUCCCAUCUAAGAAAGACGUCAAGGGAUCCUAUGUCUCCAUCCAUAGUUCUGGCUUCCGUGAUUUCCUGUUAAAACCAGAACUAUUGCGUGCCAUCGUUGAUUGUGGCUUUGAGCACCCUUCAGAAGUGCAACACGAGUGUAUCCCACAGGCAAUCUUGGGCAUGGAUGUCCUGUGCCAGGCCAAAUCGGGCAUGGGCAAGACUGCUGUUUUCGUUCUUGCUACACUUCAGCAGUUGGAGCCAGUAACAGGACAGGUUUCUGUGCUGGUGAUGUGUCACACCCGUGAGCUGGCCUUCCAGAUUAGUAAGGAAUAUGAACGAUUCUCCAAGUACAUGCCCAGUGUCAAGGUGGCAGUGUUCUUUGGGGGCCUAUCCAUCAAGAAGGAUGAGGAAGUUCUGAAGAAGAACUGCCCCCACAUUGUGGUGGGGACCCCAGGCCGCAUCCUGGCCUUGGCCCGCAACAAGAGCCUCAACCUCAAACAUAUCAAGCAUUUCAUCCUGGACGAAUGUGACAAAAUGCUUGAGCAGCUUGAUAUGCGCCGAGAUGUCCAGGAGAUCUUCCGCAUGACCCUGCAUGAAAAGCAGGUCAUGAUGUUCAGUGCUACUCUCAGCAAGGAAAUCCGCCCCGUGUGCCGCAAAUUCAUGCAAGACCCUAUGGAGAUCUUCGUGGAUGAUGAGACCAAGCUGACGCUGCACGGUCUGCAGCAGUACUAUGUCAAACUGAAAGACAACGAGAAGAACCGCAAGCUGUUUGACCUGCUUGAUGUCCUGGAGUUCAACCAGGUGGUCAUCUUUGUGAAGUCUGUGCAACGUUGCAUAGCUCUGGCUCAGCUCUUGGUGGAGCAGAACUUCCCAGCAAUUGCCAUACAUAGGGGUAUGCCCCAGGAAGAGAGAUUGUCACGGUACCAGCAGUUCAAGGAUUUCCAGCGUCGCAUCUUGGUAGCCACCAAUCUCUUUGGUCGUGGCAUGGAUAUUGAGCGGGUCAACAUUGCUUUCAACUAUGAUAUGCCAGAGGAUUCUGACACUUACCUGCACCGGGUGGCACGUGCAGGUCGCUUUGGCACAAAGGGUCUGGCAAUCACUUUCGUGUCAGAUGAGAAUGAUGCCAAGAUCCUAAACGAGGUGCAGGACCGCUUCGAAGUGAACAUCAGUGAGCUGCCUGAUGAAAUCGAUAUCUCCUCCUACAUUGAACAGACCCGAUAAAAGGGGGCUUGCCUCUCCAUGUCGACCUUGGUUUUAAUUCCUGACCUCUGCCACUUUCCUGACACUUCACAUUUAAUUUCACCUGAUGGAGAAAGAGGUGACUGACUGUCUGGAACACAAACCCACCCCAGUCCCGUGGCAGGGACCAAAGAGCUUCUGUCACUUAACUAUGUGUAGUGGAAAUGGGGCCGAUCUCAGCAGACCUCCUGUGCUCACUGUAGCCCCGAGAGAGAGCCAGCCAGCCAGCCCUUGGGGUGGAAGUCUCAUUGCUCAACCGGCACCAAGAAGAAAGGAGGACCCUCCUGCUGAUGCUUUCACAAGAGACUGACUUUCAGAGGGAUUUUCACUGCCUGCCUACCAGCAAGCUUUUGGGGACUUGACAUGUUGCGUUGCUCCACUACGUUCUCCAGUCAGCACAGCCUCCCCACUGCUCUGACGGGGAGCACAACAGGAAGGGGGGGGAGCAGAGGUGGGGGUGCUCUUGUGAAUUUGUGGCAUUCAAAAAUUGUGUUUUGCUUUAUGUGGGGUGGCUUCCUAGGAUGGGAGAAACUAAGAAAACGAACUUUCUUUUGUACGCCCCUUCAUACUGUUUUAAGAUCCACUUUCUUUUCUCUUCCCUGUGUAUUCCUCAUUACUUUCAACUUUGUCUGCAUGUUAACGUUACUUCCAUCCCAGCUGGUAUCUUCUGGCAGGUAAACUAGUAGUUAAAGUUAGUCAUGUUUUAGCUGUGGCUUGUUCUCCCUCUCCCUUUGGGACCCCCUUAUUAUUUUUGGUAAUAAAGGAGCCCAGCUCUUAUGGGUGACUGAUUAAACUAGUCUUGUGAAUAA
Messenger RNA from Candoia aspera, 2196 nucleotides. RefSeq names its product DExD-box helicase 39B (gene DDX39B). NCBI's taxonomy places the organism in Eukaryota, Metazoa, Chordata, Lepidosauria, Squamata, Candoiidae. Gene Ontology annotation, molecular function: ATP binding; RNA binding; RNA helicase activity. Gene Ontology annotation, biological process: mRNA export from nucleus; mRNA splicing, via spliceosome. The transcript is spliced from 11 exons. The record is from RefSeq and is a predicted model, not a curated record. The coding region runs from base 83 to 1369 and encodes 428 amino acids.